Dermatophagoides farinae (American house dust mite) is the source of this 853-nucleotide messenger RNA. Its product is annotated as calcium-binding protein E63-1. Gene Ontology annotation, cellular component: myosin II complex. Lineage: Eukaryota; Metazoa; Arthropoda; Arachnida; Sarcoptiformes; Pyroglyphidae. The record is from RefSeq and is a predicted model, not a curated record. Gene Ontology annotation, molecular function: calcium ion binding.
GCGGUGAUGGUGGUUAAUGAAGAAAAGAAAAAAUAAAACAACGACGACAAAUAAGCAAAUACCAUAUAACCGAAUCGUUUUCGAUUCUCCGUUGUUGUGUGUUUAUCAUUUCUGAUGCUUUAUUUUUAUUGAUUUUUUUUGUGUCUGUGUGUUAUAACGACAAAUUCUUAUUCUUAUUUUAAAUUUUUUUUUUCAUUUGUUGCUUCUCUUAAAGAAUACAACGAUUCUUUGUUGUCUUUUUUUUCCUGUUUGUUUGUUUGUUUGUGUUAAUUGAAAAAAAAAUCUUUACCGAAUGAUCCAUAAGAUCAUGAAGAAAGCAAUGUCAUCAAAAUCAUCAUCAAAAUCAUCGACCACUGGAUCUAUGCAUAAAUCUAAAUAUAAAAAAAUUGAUGAUGGCCAAUUAAAAUGUGCAUUUGCAAUGUUUGACACUAAUCAUGAUGGUAAAUUAAAUUCCGAUGAAAUGAAACAUAUGAUGACCAGUAUAGGUGUCGCUGUAUCUGAUCGAAUGUUGCAAAAAAUAUUUAAAGAAGCAUCAAAAAGUGGUGAUCAAUUAAUUAAUGAACAAGAUUUUUUACAUUGGUUUUCACGUUUCAAAACACCAAAAGAUGAUGAUGCUGAAGCCGAUUUGAAGGCAGCAUUUUUAGUAUUUGAUAAAGAUAAAAAUGGUUAUAUAACACGUGAUGAACUUAAAUCGGCAAUGUUAAUGAUGGAUGAAUCAAUAACCGAAAGAGAUUUAGAUGAAUUAUUGAAAACAACUGACCAUGAUCGUGAUGGUAAAAUUAAUUAUGAAGAAUUUAUUAAAACAUUAUUAUAGCACAGCUAAAUCAUCAUCAUCAUCAUGCAACAAUUUUUA